Molecule: messenger RNA, 1221 nt
Organism: Naegleria gruberi
Lineage: Eukaryota; Heterolobosea; Eutetramitea; Acrasida; Naegleriidae
Exons: 2
Coding region: 1-1221 (406 amino acids)
Source: RefSeq, a predicted model, not a curated record
AUGAUGUUGGUCAUGGGACAAGAAACAGCCAAGACCAAACUCUUCAAGAAUAUGAUUUCCCGAACUCAAAAUAAUCAAAAUUAUAAAGGAAGUACUAAAAUCGGAAGUGUUCAAGAUGGAGUUUGGACCAAUGUUUUCCAAUUAUUUGGAUUCCGUUCAGCAAAUAAUCAAACAGAUACUGAUAAUAAUCCAAAAUUUAUUUCAUUAUUCUAUGAUGGAAUUCAUCAGAGAAUGAGAAUGGAUGGAGCUGGUUUGGGAGGCCCUGCAGCUCAACUCUCUUCCACAUCAGUUUUGUUUGAAAUUUUGAGAUAUUAUAUGAAUGUUGUGAGUGUUGAUUUUUGUAUCUUUGAACAUUUGCAUCCUAAUUCUACUGCUUAUGGAGCUAGAGUUUUCCCAUUCAGUGGAAAGGGUACUGUGGCUGAAGGAGGAUUCACUGUUGCCAAAUAUUCUGGAGCUAAAUUGAUUCAAAGUAAUGCUAUUCUUGAACCAUCCAAUUUGAUUAAUGGAAUGCAAAAGAGAGUUUGUAAUGUCUAUAAUUUGGAUGGAAAGUCUGAUCUUGCUAUUGGUCUUGGAUUUUACUUGUUCAAUUAUCAAGGACCUACCUAUGUUGACAUGACUUAUUAUGAAGAUGCCAAGACAGGACAACCAGUUUAUGCUGUUUGUUCUGAGAGAAAUAUUGACAUUGUUACAAAAAUGGGAGCAGAUGUUGUCAUUGACUAUACAAAAACAUCAUCCAAACCUAGAAUAGAUGGUGAAUCUGAAAAUCUGAAGAGUAUUUGUCAAACCAUUAAGGAAGACCAUGGAGAUUCUUAUGUGGAUAUUGUAUUGGAUUGUGUUGGUGGAACUGAAAUGUAUUAUCGUGACGUUUGCAAUAAUUUUGAGUGUAAGAAAGCAAGAGAUGGUGUUGCAUUCACAACCAUUUCACCAAAUGUUCCAUUCGAACCAAAUAUGGGACUUUCUUCUUUGAUGAAAAUUGGAUAUUUUGUAGUUUCUAAUAAGAUUAAGUCAUUAUCGAGUGCUUAUCCAUCCUUCCACUUUGUUUUCAUGGAUAAGAACGUAAAAGAUAUGAAUUUACUGAUGAAUCAUAUUGUAAUUUCGAAUCAAGUUUACAAUCAACUUCCACUGAUGGAAUUUGAAUUUUCUGCUCAAGGAUUAAACGAUGCACAUAAACAAAUGGAAUCUCAAAGAACAGUUGGUAAAAUCGUUAUCAAAAUUCAAUAA